UCCAGGCGGUUGGCGCCAUCGUUGCCUUCUUCAAGCUGAUCCGGGAUCCCGACGACAACUUCAGUAGCCACAACUACAACGCCAAUCGCUUCUCCAACGAGCGGUACACACGAUUCGAUCAGACUCCACCCAAGGCCUUCCUGACCAAGAACAGCCGCGAUGGAACCGGCAGUCGCGACGGAACUGGCAGCCGAGACGGAGGAACCGCUGGUCGCGGAGGCAAGGCCGCCGAGGACUAUGAGAUGACCGAAAAGCUGCCUCGGCCCUCCACCGGAACCAUGAACCUGCUCGAGGGACGUCACCCCGACGCACCCAAAUCCAAUCCCAAGCAGACCAACCGAGGACCACCGCCGUCCAUGUACAACUCGGAGCGAGGAGCGCCAUCCACGUACUAUCCCGAGAGAGGGGCGCCGUCCAUGUACAACUCGGAUCGCCGGACCAUGAAGCCUGCCCGCCAAUUCUCAGAUGACGACGGCACACCAAAAUCCAUGUACGCCAGGCCGGGCGGCAAGCAGUCGCCCAAGCAAUCCCCCAAGCAGUCGCCCAAAAGCACCACAAAGUCGGUGCCCACCAGCGGCGGUGGCAAUGGAAAGCGACGCCGCACCGUCAAACGCUAUGUCCCUGUCUUGGAUGACGAGCUUUAUCUGGAUGUCGACGAUAUUGUAGAGAUCGAUGAGGAGUACGAAGACGGCUGGGCUGUGGGAACAAACGUCACCACGGGCGAAUACGGUGCCUUCCCCCUGAUAUCCGUCACGUCCGAGAAGGGACCGCUCAAGAAACGAGCCCAAAGUCUGUACGGUGGUGGCCGCUAGUCGUUGCCGCCUCCCAAGCGCCUUCCGUCCCAUUCCCCCCGCCUUUCCUUUUUUUGUUUGCUUCUUGUCGUCUUUUUGUCCCUUCGUCUUUUCUCUUUCGUUUCUUGCACUUGGCAUGUCGCUCUUGUUCGGUCGCACCCCUACCGUUCCAAGGUGUCUCGUUCUUCCGAUUAUCCCCCAUUGUUCUCUUUCUUCUCCCAGCGCUGCAUAUCCAGUGGCCUCGCGCUGCUCGACCCCUCUCUUUCCCUGUCAAAUACUCUCAUUGAUCUCGACCUGCUUGCACAUCCUGCUUGCACAUCCUGCUU
Polychytrium aggregatum is the source of this 1117-nucleotide messenger RNA. RefSeq lists its product as uncharacterized. The record is from RefSeq and is a predicted model, not a curated record. Gene Ontology annotation, molecular function: protein binding. The transcript has a single exon. Bases 243 to 812 code for a protein of 189 amino acids. Lineage: Eukaryota; Fungi; Chytridiomycota; Chytridiomycetes; Polychytriales.